AUGGCUCUCUCUCGUUUUCUCUCCUUAAUUACAAUGGCAUUGCUGUUUUGCUCCGUUAUAGCACAAUCUCCAACGCCGUCGCCUGUUUCUUCGCCGAAGAAAUCCCCAUCGUCAAGUCCGACGCCAGUCUCUUCACCACCCACAGCGUCUGCACCGUCUCCGUCGAAGAUUCCGAAAGCAACCGCACCAUCUCCAGUAACUGUUGAAUCACCUCCAUCUUAUUCUCCGUCGCCAGUUAGCAGUCCCUCGUCGAUUUCCGGGCCUCCUGCUGAAGCUCCUGGACCAGCGGAGAACAGUGCCGUUUUGAAGUUGAAUAGGUUUGGUGCUGCUGGAUCUGUUGCGGUUGGACUGUUGACAGCCGUUAUGGCGCUGUGUUUCAGUGCGGUUAAUAUAUUCAAGUACACCGUCAUUAUCUUGCAAUCAGCACUCAUCAUGAAUGCAAUUACAUCCAAAUGGGCUGCAAAUAAAAUAUAUUUAAGUUAUUACACCAAAGGAGAUUUCUUUCAGUCGCCCAUCUUUAUAAGAUUCGGAUACGGAUUUGGAGUUUCUGUUUCGACUUUCUUAAACAAGAUUAAUUUUCUUUUCCAGACAGAUAGCUUUGCUUUAUUAGCCGUGAUUCGUGUUCGCCGUGGCCCACGUCCUGGAUGA
Messenger RNA from Durio zibethinus, 648 nucleotides. RefSeq lists its product as uncharacterized. The record is from RefSeq and is a predicted model, not a curated record. NCBI's taxonomy places the organism in Eukaryota, Viridiplantae, Streptophyta, Magnoliopsida, Malvales, Malvaceae.